AUGGAGGAUGCGCCUCACGAUGAAGGUGUAAUUGGAAAUAACCUUGAUUUUCAGAUACAUUGGUACAAGUAAUAAUGUAACUUGAACUGAGUGGAGUGAAUUGGGUCUGGAAUGAUACGCGUGAUUCUUAAUUUCUGACGUGCGCGCUGGGCAAGUUGGAUUCACACGUAUAAUUUCACACCAAAAUUGCAUGACACAAAGUUUAAUUGUAUAACUACUUCAGUAGUAAAUUAUAUUGAUGAGGAAGUGAGUUUGUUCAAAAGUGGGAGCAAAAAGGGGUCUUAGACUCAUUUUGUGAUCGAAGCAAAAAUGAUGCGAUAUAGAGCAAAAGGAUUUGGACAAAAAUGAUGCGAUUUACACCAGAAAUGACACAAUUUAGAGCAGAUGUGAUUUAUAAUUAAAGCCAAAAAUAAUACGAUUCGUAACAAAUCACACUGCUGACAGCCAAUCAGAUUUCAGGGAUUAACAGUGAUUUCAAAAUGAACGUCAAACACAAACAAAUAGCACAUGUUACCAAAUGAGAGGCUUGAGCUGUAUAAGAGCAACGAUAUAAUCUUACAAUACGGUGGAGUAACUGAAUAGAACUGUAGCAACUGAAAGCAACAAAACAUCAAUCUCCAUGCACUUGGCCGGGAAAGUGUUAUUGGUAAAAUGGCCUGGAAAUUCUACGCGUUUACUUUUGAAAUAUGGUCUUGUGGGAAACGUAUGCUAUUGUUUUACAGUCGUCGAUGUUGCGCCAACCGGACAGAUCAAGUCCAAGAGGCUGUCGGCCUGCCUAGAGGAAGUAGAAAAGAAGAAAAGAACGGGUGAGAGUUUGCUGAAUGAAGCCAAAAGGAUGCGACUGGUAUCGUUAACUCCAUCAGAGGUAGGAAUAUUUUUCCGCCCAUACAAGCUAUAAGGUGAUGGGUUGUUAAUGUGCCUAUUAAUGUAACGAUCGAGAGAAGGAAUUUAUAAUAUCAUAGCCUCGUUAAUACAGCUGGGGAAAAUGAGUGGAGGAAAGGAAAAUCCAUUAAGUGAGAUGAUUAGAAUAAAGCGAAACGCACCCGCCAUUUACUCUCAAUGUGCUCUUUAGGGAAUCUAUGUUGAAAUGUAUUAAGUAUUUUGAGUAAUGGGAACUUAAGGAGUUAUAGUUACUCCGUUUGGUCGCUCAUGAAGAACCGAGUCAGGUCCUAAGAGAAUUUUUUUUUAUUUUCUUGUAGUUGGAUUCAACAUUAAGGGUAAGGGAUGCCUACAUGACAUGGCACGAGGCCCUUUUCCCGCAGGAAACUGUUUUGCCUGUGUCGGCAGAGAAAUUGCGGGCUCUUUGUCAAAGUCUGUCCGACAUGGAAUAUUCAUGA
This is a messenger RNA of Porites evermanni, 1337 nucleotides long. Lineage: Eukaryota; Metazoa; Cnidaria; Anthozoa; Scleractinia; Poritidae. The record is from the annotation of a GenBank genome assembly.